Molecule: messenger RNA, 3005 nt
Organism: Thalassophryne amazonica
Lineage: Eukaryota; Metazoa; Chordata; Actinopteri; Batrachoidiformes; Batrachoididae
Product: IQ calmodulin-binding motif-containing protein 1-like
Exons: 14
Coding region: 243-2069 (608 amino acids)
Biological process (GO): cilium assembly
Cellular component (GO): cilium
Molecular function (GO): calmodulin binding
Source: RefSeq, a predicted model, not a curated record
CGGUCGCUGCUACGUGUUAAUGUCUUAGCACCGUUUAAGUCUCCAGGGAGUCCGCCAAAAUGUGAUUAACGUCUUUAUUUUUUUGACUUUAGUUAAUGGUAGCUGACGAUAAGCAGCUACUUGCGCUGCUGCUGUGUUUGUUAAAUCUGCUCAGAACGUUUCUGUAAAUGUUUUAUAGUUAAACAUGAAUUUUAAGAAGUUGAAAGAGGAAUAAAGACGAUUAAAAGACAACAAGGUUCAGGAUGGACCCGGUGGACCCGAAGGUUCUGGUGUCGGAGCUGAAACAGCAACUGGAGGAUGAAGUCAUCAGUCCGGAUCAGCGAGUCGGCGUGCUGACCAGCGGCUUAAACAAUGCACUGAACGUGGUGGCCUUAGUGACAGACAGCGACAGGGUGACUUUGUUGAAGUCUGAGUUAUAUCUGAGUGGCGUGCUGAGUCACUGCGUUCACGCACUCUCUUUGGACCCCAGAAGGCUUCAGGGUGGCUGGAGCACUGUCGCAUCCCUCGCCCAGCUCACCAGUUCCUGCUGUGUUGGGGUGCAGCUCGGUGAACACUCUGAGGUUUUCCUUGGUGUCUUCCUGCCGUCUGUCAUGGACAGUCUCCUGUCACUAGCCACUCGGCUCAUGAGGCACACAGAGGGUCUGUCUGUCUUUGGGACACUGAUGGAUUCUGUUGGCUGGCUGCUCAGCGCUCACAAACACCUCAGCACUCAGGUCCUGACUUCUGUUGACUAUGAGCAGCUCCAGAUGUGUGAUGAUGUCACUGUGCCUUUGAUGUGCCUCCAGAUGUGGAUUCAGACCUGUAAAGAAAACCGAGACUUUCUUUCUGGUUUGAGCAACAACACAGUCAUGUUACUGCUAAAUGAAGCAAUUGGCCAAUUAACUGUGAGUGGUGAUCAUGCAGUGGGCGGGGCCUCAGUUAAAUUGAUACUCCUCAUGGCCAAUCAGCUUGGGCGUCGCCUCCACAGACUUGUCGUCAGUUUCAGAGGUCUGGUCAACUUCCUGGACAAAGACUGUAGGGGGCAGGGCUUUGACCAGGAUGUAAAUCAGCUGAUCGCUCUCAUUCAUUCUGACAGCACCGUUCGAGAUCACGCCAAAGACCAUGCUGCACGUGUUCAGGCGGCGUGUGUGAUCCAGGCCGUGUGGAGGUCAUAUCGGACGCGUCUCAGGGUGAAGCGUCUCAGCCGAGGCGUUCGUGCGCUGCAGACAAAGUUUCAGGCUCAGAGGAAGCUGAAAGUACAACAGGAGGAGGCGCAGCGCUCAGAGGAGGAGCUGAAGUACCAGGUGUGUCUGAGGCGUCACCAGGCGAGGAGGAAGUUCCAUCAAAAACAGAGAGAGCUGCUUCAGUUGCUGCCCGCUGACCAGGUUGAGCCGUACCUGCAGGAGUGCAGGUGGCGUGCGGCCGUGGUGAUCCAGAGCGCCUGGAGAGGCUUCAGACAGCGACGGCACUACAACACCACACAGCGAAUCACACUGCAACACCGCCACCUUCAGGAGCACGCCGCCAGGAUCCUGCAGACAGCAGUGCGCCGUUUUCUGGAAAGAUGCAGAGCUGCAAAGGCUCCUCCCCUUGCAGCCUUCUGGAUUGGCCAGAAGGGUUUGACGGACAGCCGGAGGGUGGCGCUAAAGAGACAGGUGGAAGAACACGUCUCUGUGCAUCCUUCAUCCUGUGUGUCUCCUGAAGAGUGUGAGCGCCACCAUCAGGCCACACAACUCCUGCUGCUGUCUUUACUGCAGAGGGGGGCGGAGCACAGGAGGGCAGAGCAAAGGAUGGAGGUGCUGCUGGCUCACGUGCACACACAGCUGGAGCGGCUCAGAGAUGCCCCGCCCCUUUCUGCCAUCACGCCAACAGAUGCUGAGUCCUUUCUGAGCCCCUCGGGUGCCAUAGCUGCUCGCGCCCGUGAUGCCCAUAAUGCAGUGCUGCAGGCAAGUCGCCGGCCCUGGUGGACAAUGCUGGACGAGACGGAGUCAGGUGAUCUGUGUGACUCCGCCCACCUGGAGGAGCUGGAGGUGGCAUUUGGAGGACUGUAUGUAGGCGGGGCGGCGGGGCGGCCCAAAUGGGCAACAUGAAUCCAGAUGAAGUUUCUCUAAUAUCUUAACUUUAUCCUGAUUUCAGUUCACAUUGUUUCUGUGUAGGCUCUCAGUUGUCCAGGUGGUUUCCAUAGUAGAGAAGCUUGAAUCUUCGACUGGACUGGGUUGCUUGAGGCCUCAAGCAACCCAGUCCAGUCGAAGAUUCAAGCUUCUCUACUUGAGAUCUGUUAUUUAAUGUCAUUAAUUUAUAAAGACAAAAGUGCUCCAAAUCCUGACACAAUACUAGUCAAAGUACUCUCUUCUAUGAAAUAAUGUUCCAGUCCUCAGACAUUGUACUUUAGUAAUCAGACGAUAAUUCACCACUCUGUAGCACAUGUUACAGACAUUUAAAUCACCGUGUCAGAACAUUCAAAUGACACAAACUCCAGAUCCUUCCACCCUAAACAAAUUCUGGAGAUAAAAUGCUAACUGUGAAAAAUGUUAUGCUUCUACGAAAUCCUUUGUUUUCUUCCUAUUCUAAGUUCUGACAAUAAAAAUUCACAUGUGAUGAAGAAAAUAUCGUUCCAUAGAACAUCCAGUUGAUAUACAAUGAAACAUGCAAGUUGACAAACUUUCCUAUUAACAGCCUUAAUGCAACCCCAAUUCCAAUGAAGUUGGAAGACAUGAACAUGAUACCAUGGUCCUUAAAGCUGCAGGAGCUGAUUGUGAGCUGAUCACAAUCAGCUUCCAUCCCAGGAGCUAAUUAUUGAUUGUGUUGCUAACUCUCUAACUUAUAUUUGUAAUUUAUCAUUAAUGACUGGGAGAUUUCCUUCCAAAAUGAAAAUAGCUAAAGUAACACCGCUGUUCAAAUCCGGUGACAAACAUGUUUUUUCCAACUAUAGUCCAAUCUCAUUGUUAGAAAAGGUAUUUAUUAAGAGGUUAAAUGGUUUUAUAUCUAAACAUCACAUACAAAAUGAGCAGCAAUAUGGAUUUAGA